Messenger RNA from Rana temporaria (common frog), 1084 nucleotides. RefSeq lists its product as uncharacterized. The transcript has 10 exons. Bases 121 to 936 code for a protein of 271 amino acids. Lineage: Eukaryota; Metazoa; Chordata; Amphibia; Anura; Ranidae. The record is from RefSeq and is a predicted model, not a curated record.
AACGUUCCUUCCUGUACCAUAUACUAUAUACUGUCAGAGCGCUCGCUCCUUUCUCACACACGUAUCUGAGCUCUGUUCCUCCAUCCAUUCACUGCCAGGCCGACUUCCCGGAGGACAGACAUGAUCAUCUUCUAUUUCUUGGUCCUUGUGGGUGUGAUCGGAGAUUCCCUUGAAUCCGAAAAUAUCCCGUUAUGUUGGAACACUGGCACUAACUACGCUUACCUAUGCUGGGAGGACAAGGAUCCCGGGAUCCCUCUGGAAGAUUAUAGGAAGAACAUUUAUGUACGGUUGGAGAAGAGAGGAAGAUUAUUCUGCCCGAUAAUCACAAAUCUGAAUAUUGUGGACGAUUCUUGGGGGGAAGUCUACUACGAACUGACGUGUAUGAGAGAGACAGACGCAUCGUUCCAGGGAUGUGACGUAUACAAGCUCUUCCUAUUAAAGCGCAUCUACAUAUCGGCCCUCCUUUCCGCUCUUCCAGAUAAACUCGGAUCACAAGACUGGAAGGACAAAGUAACAGAUAUUUUUGAAGGGGUGCCUGGAGUACAAGAGUGGCUGAACAAAAGCGAGGAAUUCUGGGAAGGGCUUCAAAGACCACAAGACUAUUUGAAAGACGCCGGAGGUUUCUGGAAAAAUGUGACUAAAUCACAGGACUGGCUGGGAAACGUCAAGAAAUAUUUUACAGGUAUUCCGACCGAUCCUAUCUGUGAAGAGGAGAAGCAAAAAGAAGAUAAGGGCGAUGAUAACAAUGUCAAAGUUAGAAAGUCUGCUUACCGUCCGGCAAUUCUGCAGAUUGUCCUCCUUUGUCUGGCUGCGGUGCUCAUUCUGGCGGUCUGCUCUUUUUUUCUAUGGAGGUGGAACAAAAAACGUCAACGAAACCUUGAGAUAGGGGGCGCUAGUGAUCGGGAUACGGCUGGGGUCAUCCAGAAUCCUCUGUAAGCCCCUUUUUGGACACCCUCCUCAGAAGCGGCAGUCGGGGUCCCAGGAUGAGCGUCCAGCAAAAGGAUAAUAUGGGGCCAACCCCCAACCCAACUCAACUCCAGCCCCCAACCCAACUCAACUCCAGCCCCCAACCCAACUCUACUCC